UGGGCUGGCUUCUCCUCCCCCUCACUAGUCCUCGUUCCCGGUUCCGGUUCCGGUUCGUCUAGGGUUUAGCGGCAGGCAUGGCGGAAGAGUACCGUUGCUUCGUCGGCGGCCUCGCCUGGGCCACCAACGACCAGUCCCUCGAGCAGGCCUUCUCCCAGUUCGGCGAGAUCACCGACUGCAAGAUCAUCAACGACAGGGAGACCGGACGUUCCCGCGGGUUCGGCUUCGUCACCUUCUCGAGCUCCGAGUCGAUGAAGAACGCCAUCGAGGGGAUGAACGGCCAGGACCUGGACGGCCGCAACAUCACCGUCAACGAGGCCCAGUCCCGCUCCGGCGGCGGCGGCGGAGGCGGCGGCUACAGGGGCGGCGGCUCCGGAGGCGGCGGCUACGGCCAGCGUCGCGAGGGCGGCGGAGGCGGCUACGGAGGCGGCGGCGGCUACGGAGGUGGCGGCGGCGGCGGCUACGGCCAGGGCCGUGAGGGCGGCUAUGGCGGUGGCGGCGGCUACUCCCGCGGCGGCGGCGGCGGUGACUCUGGCAACUGGAGGAACUGAAUGGUGGCGCCCCGAGUGGCCAGUUAUCCUAGCUAUCCUACCCCUUUGUGUUACUUUGUUAUCGCCCCCGGAGUAUCCUAGGUCUCGCUCCAUCGCUUAGGGUUUGAGACGAUUAUGGUUACCAUUAGGUGUCUGUGUUACCAUCG
Molecule: messenger RNA, 697 nt
Organism: Lolium rigidum
Lineage: Eukaryota; Viridiplantae; Streptophyta; Magnoliopsida; Poales; Poaceae
Product: glycine-rich RNA-binding protein-like
Exons: 2
Coding region: 78-551 (157 amino acids)
Molecular function (GO): mRNA binding
Source: RefSeq, a predicted model, not a curated record